This is a messenger RNA of Erigeron canadensis, 2255 nucleotides long. RefSeq names its product probable inactive purple acid phosphatase 2. The record is from RefSeq and is a predicted model, not a curated record. The transcript is spliced from 2 exons. Gene Ontology annotation, molecular function: acid phosphatase activity; metal ion binding. Lineage: Eukaryota; Viridiplantae; Streptophyta; Magnoliopsida; Asterales; Asteraceae. Bases 119 to 2080 code for a protein of 653 amino acids.
AUGGGUACGGGCCUGACCAAUUGCUUCAAUUCUAAUCAAAACAUCAUACACAAAUCCAUCAUCUUCCUCCCAAAAUCUCACACCAUUGCAAAAUUCAAUCACAACGCACAAAAUCAUCAUGAAUCUCAUCACAUUCAUUUUUCUCCAAAUCUUGUUUCUUUUCAUAACACCAUCAAUCUCAAACAACACACCUUCACUAUCUUUAUCAACAACUUCUUUAACUCAAUCAAACAACUCGGUCACAGUCACCUGGUCCCGAGUCGACUCACCUUCACAACUCGACUGGCUCGGUAUCUACUCACCACCCACCUCAUCUCUUCGUAACUACAUCGGUUAUCUUUACUUAAACACCUCACCCACUUGGCAAUCCGGGUCGGGUUCUAUUACCAUCCCGUUAAUCAACUUAAGAUCCAAGUACAAAUUCCGGAUAUUUAGAUGGUCCGAGUCGGAAAUAAUCCCGACCCGGAUGGAUCAUGAUCAUAACCCUUUGCCACAGCCCAAACAUUUGUUGGCUGAAACAGAGGAAUUCGGGUUCGGGUCGGGUCAUGGUCCGGACCAGGUGCAUUUGGCUUUGACAGGUGGAGUGGGUGAGAUGAGGGUGAUGUUUAUAAGUGGGGAUGGGAAGGAGAGAGUGGUGAGAUAUGGGUCGGGUUCGGGUCGGAUGGAUCGGGUUGUGGAGACCCGGGUUGGGAGGUAUGAGAGGGAGGAUAUGUGUGAUUCGCCCGCGAAUAGUAGCGUCGGGUGGAGGGAUCCAGGGUUUAUACAUGAUGGAGUUAUGGCUGGUUUAGAACCCGGAAAGAGGUAUUAUUAUAAGGUGGGAAGUGAUGCAGAGGGUUGGAGCAACACUUUCAGCUUUGUUUCGCCAGAUGAAAAUUCAGGUGAAACGAUUGCUUUCUUAUAUGGAGAUAUGGGAACUGCAACACCAUAUAACACCUAUAUAAGAACACAAGACGAAAGUAUUUCCACCAUAAAAUGGAUUGCUCGUGACAUCGAAGCACUUGGUGAUAAACCUGCUUUGAUUUCCCACAUUGGAGAUAUAAGCUAUGCGCGUGGCUACUCAUGGGUUUGGGACCACUUCUUUAAUCAAAUCGAGCCCGUGGCAUCAAAAGUACCAUACCAUGUUUGCAUAGGUAACCAUGAAUAUGACUGGCCAUUGCAGCCAUGGAAACCAGAUUGGGCCAUGUAUGUAUAUGCAAAAGAUGGGGGUGGUGAAUGUGGUAUACCAUAUAGUCUUAAAUUCAAUAUGCCUGGAAACUCGUCUGAGUUGACUGGGAGCCGGGCCCCGGCGACUCGUAACCUCUACUAUUCGUUUAAUUUUGGCGUUGUUCAUUUCGUGUAUUUAUCAACGGAAACAAAUUUCUUGAAAGGGAGUAAACAAUAUGAGUUUUUAAAGAAGGAUUUAGAGUCGGUUGAUCGGGUCAAAACACCUUUUGUUGUGGUUCAAGGUCAUAGGCCUAUGUACACUACUAGCAAUGAGGUUAGGGACCGUCCGAUCAGGGAGAAGAUGCUCGAGCAUUUGGAACCCUUGUUGGUUGACAACAAGGUGAGCCUGGCCUUGUGGGGCCAUGUUCACAGAUAUGAGCGUUUUUGUCCCAUAAAUAACUAUACUUGUGGGAGUGGUCCUGUGCAUGUGGUGAUUGGGAUGGCGGGUCAGGACUGGCAGCCCAUUUGGGAGCCCAGAUCAAAUCACCUUGACAUGCCAAUCUUUCCACAACCAGCGUACUCAAUAUACCGUGGUGGUGAGUUUGGGUACACCAAACUCAUUGCUAACAAAGAGAGGCUAACUUUUACAUAUAUCGGAAACCAUGAUGGGGAGAUGCACGAUUCCGUGGAGAUCUUAGCCUCGGGGGAAGUCGUGAAUGGUAAAGUUGCUAAUAUAGUCAAUAACAAGGUUAUGCAAAACAAUAAUGAAAAGGACAAAGAAGGGAAAACAUCAUUUUUGUGGUACAUUCAGGGUGCCAGCAUCUUAUUAGUUAGUCUUUUAGCUGGAUAUCUUAUAGGAUUUUUUACUCGUGGCAAGAAGGAAGAAGUUGUUACGAAAAAGGAGUGGAUUCCCCUCAAGACAACUGAAGAAGCAUAAUUCUUUCAUAUACUUUGUUAUCUAGCUACAGAAUUAGGAUCAAAAUGGUUUUGGUUGUGUUAAUAUAACUAUGUUUCACUUUCACACAAGAUCCUUAGAAAAUAUGUGUAAAUAUAUUCAUUCUGUGUAGUAUGAAUACAUCUUUGUUGUGGUUUUGAGGGAAAAUUUGAUAAAA